CACACACACACACACACACACACACUCACAUAGAGCAAUAAGGGAAAGAAAAGUAUUGGGACUUAUCCUGCUGCUGCAAACCAAGAGAUAGCAGACGAAGAGGGGGGUUGGCUUCUACCCCAAGGUAAAGCCCAGCCCCCUUUACCUCCUCGCCACCUCCUCCAAGAAAGAGGAGAGAGAGAGAAGGGGGCAAAGUGGAGAAAAGCAGGUCUUCAGCAGCUGGCAUUUGGAGUACAGGGAGCCAGGAAGUGAAGGAUGGUUGUGGUUACCCGAGCUGGCUGCAGGGCAGCUCUCUUCCUCUGGAUUUUCAGCAGCAUUAGCUGCAGAGCCAGGACUGCUCUCCCUGCAUCUCAAAAAUGCGAUGAACCUCUGGUCUCGGCACUCCCCCACUCUUCCUUCGGCAGUUCGUCGUCUAUGACAAGCAGCUACGUGCCAGGAUACGCUAAGCUCAACAAAAGAGGAGGUGCAGGAGGUUGGUCUCCAUCCGACAGCGACCACUACCAAUGGCUCCAGGUGGAUUUUGGGAGCAGGAAGCAGCUCAGUGCCAUCGCAACGCAAGGCAGAUACAGCAGUUCUGACUGGGUCACCCAGUAUCGGAUGCUGUACAGCGAUACCGGGAGGAACUGGAAGCCGUACCACCAGGAUGGAAAUAUCUGGGCAUUUCCUGGAAACACAAAUUCAGAUAGUGUGGUCCGACAUGAUUUACAACACCCAGUUAUCGCUCGCUAUGUACGUAUAGUUCCUUUGGACUGGAACGGAGAGGGCCAAAUCGGGCUGAGAAUUGAGGUCUAUGGCUGCUCUUACUGGGCUGAUGUUAUCAAUUUUGAUGGCCACGUAGUGUUACCUUACAGAUUCAGGAACAAGAAAAUGAAAACACUGAAAGAUGUCAUCUCUCUGAAAUUUAAAACCUCUGAAAGUGAAGGUGUAAUUUUCCACGGAGAAGGACAACAAGGAGACUAUAUCACCUUGGAACUUAAAAAAGCCAAACUGGCUCUUAAUUUAAAUCUAGGUAGCAACCAGCUGGGCUCUAUUUAUGGCCAUACAUCCGUGAUGACAGGCAGCCUCUUAGACGAUCACCACUGGCACUCAAUCAUCAUAGAGCGCCAUGGGAGAAAUAUCAAUCUCACCUUGGACAGGCACAUGCAGCACUUCAGAACCAAUGGAGAAUUUGAUUACCUGGACCUUGAUUAUGAGAUAACCUUUGGAGGCAUGCCUUUUUCUGGGAAGCCGAGUUCUAACAGUAGGAAAAAUUUCAAAGGCUGUAUGGAGAGCAUCAACUACAAUGGUAAUAAUAUCACUGACCUUGCCAAGAGGAAGAAAUUGGAACCUUCUAAUCUGGGAAAUUUAAGUUUUUCUUGUGUGGAGCCACAUACAGUACCUGUCUUUUUCAAUGCCACCAGUUACCUUGAGGUUCCUGGUCGUCCAAGCCAGGAUCUGUUUUCAGUCAGUUUCCUAUUCCGAACCUGGAACCCCAACGGACUUCUUGUCUUCAGCAACUUUGCAGAUGGGCUGGGGAAUGUCGAGAUUGACAUAACUGAGGGCAAAGUCGGCGUCCAUAUCAACGUCACCCAAGUCAAGAAGAACAGAAUAGACAUCUCAUCAGGCUCUGGUCUCAAUGAUGGGCAGUGGCAUGAAGUUCGAUUCCUAGCUAAGGAAAAUUUUGCUGUCCUCACCAUUGAUGGAGAUGAAGCUUCAGCCGUUCGAACAAACAGCCCUCUGCAAGUUAAGACAGGAGAGAAAUAUUUCUUUGGAGGGUUUCCUGUGCAGAUGAAUGAGUCCGAUCACUCGCUAUUUCAGCAUUCGUUUCAAGGAUGUAUGCAGUUUAUUCACGUGGACGAUCAGCUGGUGGACUUACAAGCAGUGGAGCAAGGCAAGCUGGGAAGCUUUGCCAAUGUCACCAUUGACAUGUGUGCUAUUAUUGACAGGUGCGUGCCCAAUCACUGUGAACACGGUGGCAAAUGCACCCAGACGUGGGACAGCUUCAAGUGCACUUGUGAUGGAACUGGAUACAGUGGCGCCACUUGUCAUAACUCUAUCUAUGAACUCUCGUGUGAAGCAUACAAACACUUGGGCAAAACUUCAAAUAACUACUGGAUAGAUCCAGAUGGCAGUGGGGCACUGGGACCUUUGAAAGUUUACUGCAACAUGACAGAGGAUAAAGUAUGGACAACUGUGUACCAUGACCUGCAAAUGCAGACUUCUGUGGGAGGCAACAGCCUGGAGAAAUUAUCUGUACUGCAGCUCAAUUACAGUGCCACUAUGGACCAGAUUUCUGCCAUCACCAGUAGUGCUGAGUACUGCGAGCAGUUUAUCUCCUAUUCUUGCAAGAUGUCCCGGCUGCUGAACACACCAGAGGGGAAUCCGUACACCUGGUGGGUUGGAAAAGCCAAUGAGAAGCACUACUAUUGGGGCGGAUCGGGGCCUGGCAUUCAAAAAUGUGCCUGCGGCAUUGAACGCAACUGCACUGAUCCCAAGUACUACUGCAACUGUGAUGCUGAUUACAAACAAUGGAGAAAAGACGCUGGGAUGCUGUCAUACAAAGAGCACCUACCAGUGAGUCAAAUAGUGGUGGGAGACAUUGACCGACCUGGCUCCGAGGCCAAGAUAUCUCUGGGUCCUGUUCGUUGUCAAGGAGAUCGGAACUACUGGAAUGCUGCUUCUUUCAUUACUUCCUCCUCCUACCUGCACUUCUCCACGUUCCAAGGGGAAACUAGCGCCGACAUCUCUUUCUAUUUCAAAACUUCGGCCUCCGACGGAGUGUUUCUUGAGAACCUGGGGAACACGGACUUCAUCAAACUGGAGCUGAAAU
This is a messenger RNA of Struthio camelus australis, 2809 nucleotides long. NCBI's taxonomy places the organism in Eukaryota, Metazoa, Chordata, Aves, Struthioniformes, Struthionidae. The record is from RefSeq and is a predicted model, not a curated record.